UCGUACACGAAAGGAAAACACUCCCUUGUACGAUCAGCUGAUUUUGCAACAACACAACGGGGAACUGACCACUGGCACCGAGUUCAAGCACAGUAACAUUCACACAUCUUUGAGGACGAAAGAUUAAGCGAGAUUUCAGGCUUAUGAGGGGAGUGUGUGGGUAUAGUUGACAGUUGUGAUGGCCAUUGAUGUUGAUGCUAUCCUGCGGGAGAUUGGUGAAUUUGGCCCUUUCCAGAAAUGUGUUUUCUUACUACUAUGUCUUCCCUCCAUCCUAGUUGGUAGUGCAAAUUUGGCAUAUGUCUUCAUUGCAGCAACCCCCAAGUACAGGUGUGCUAUCCCUGGUUGUGACAAUGCGACAUAUCCCAGGUUUGACAGUGAUUUUGUGAACUUCACCAUCCCUUACCUCAAAGAUGGCAGAGAGUUGGAUCAGUGUCACCAUUAUGUUAGAGUGAAUUCAAGCAUAGAACCAGAUACCUGUUUUUCUUCUGAUUUUAAUAUGACUGUGCAAGACACGUGCAAGAAUGGAAGUGUUUUUGAUAACUCAGUUUACUUGUCAACAAUUGUGAAUGAGUUUGACUUAACUUGCCAUAAUGCAUGGGAGGCAAACAUGGUACAGACCAUCUAUUUUGGUGGUAUUUUGGUAGGAUCAUUGAUAUCUGGAUAUAUGGGGGACAGGUUGGGCCGUAUGCUUACAUUUACAAUUGGAAUUGUAGGGAUGGCGUCUUUUGGCGUAGCAACUGCACUCGUCUCUUCACUACCUGGUCUGAAUUUUACUAGAUUCAUGAGUGCAGUCAUGACCACAGGGGUGUUUCAGACAUCAUUCAUUUUAGCAACUGAGUUUGUUGGUCCCAAAAUGCGUGUUACUUGCGGAGUCCUGCCUCAGUACUUCUUUGCUUUUGGUGAGAUUUUGUUGGGCCUUGUGUCUUGGGGCAUAAAAGAGUGGCGGAUGAUACAACUUCUUAUAUCUGGGCCUGUGUCUUGUUUCGUCUUUUAUUGGUUUUUUAUACCAGAAUCACCUCGUUGGCUGCUAGCUAGAGGAAGACACCACAAAGCAGUUGCAAUUUUAGAGAAGAUAGCAAAGAAAAAUAAAAAAACAAUUCCUCGGGAACUUUUAGAGGUCACUGAAGAGGCUGAUGAUGAUAGUGAUUUGAUGGACUCUCCAACAGAUGCUCGAAAAGUCUCAAUGUUAGAUGUCAUUCGAAGGCCAAUCCUUUGUAUUAGAAUGUUCUCAAUGUUUUAUAUCUGGAUAGUUAUAACACUUGUGUACUAUGCCUUAAGCAUGAAUGCAGUAGCCUUAGGGGAAAGUAACAACCCUUCAGCCCCUUUUGUGGAUUUUAUCCUGACUUCACUUGUGGAAAUACCAGGAUAUUCAUUGUCAUGGUUAUGUAUGAGUUGGUUUGGGAGGAGAUGGACUAUGAUAAUGUCUCUUAUACUUGCUGGGAUUUCAUGUGGAGGGGCAGGCUUUUGCGCAGAGUAUGGCGAGGAUUAUGUUAUAAUUCCAUUCCUGUUUGGAAAGUGCUUCAUUACCUGCACAUUUUCCACUGUGUACAUGUUUACAAUGGAAAUGUUCCCAACAAGAGUUCGAAGCACGAUCCUUGGUCUUUGUUCAACUUUUGCAAGAGUUGGUGCAAUGUUAGCACCAUUUUCCUCAUCUCUGGAAGAAAUCUAUGGACCUCUGCCUAUGAUUGUCUUUGGUUCGUUAUCGAUUGUUGCUGGUCUUCUGAACUGCAUUAUGCCUGAAACCAAGAAAACGGCACUUCCUGAAACUAUUGCUGAUGCUGUAAAUUUGGGCAGAAACGUUCCACUGUACAUCAAGAUGCCCCUAAAGGAGCCCCAUGUGUCUCGAAGGUAAAUCAUUAUU
Messenger RNA from Macrobrachium nipponense, 1861 nucleotides. Its product is annotated as organic cation transporter protein-like. The transcript is spliced from 13 exons. Gene Ontology annotation, biological process: transmembrane transport. Gene Ontology annotation, molecular function: transmembrane transporter activity. Lineage: Eukaryota; Metazoa; Arthropoda; Malacostraca; Decapoda; Palaemonidae. Gene Ontology annotation, cellular component: membrane. Bases 179 to 1852 code for a protein of 557 amino acids. The record is from RefSeq and is a predicted model, not a curated record.